AUGCCCGUUUCUAUCGCUCGCCUAUGCUCCGCAUUCUUCCUACUGGGCGGACUGCCUUUGGCAGAAGGGUUACACCACAUGGCCAUGAAGGCGCCACUGAAAACCAAUCGAAGAAAAUUGGACAUUACCCCCUUGCUCAUCACGAAUCGUUGCCCCGAGAGCAUCUGGCCAGGCAUCUCGACCCAAUCCGGCUCAGGGCCAAGCGAAAACGGGUUUGAAUUGAAGCCUGGAGAGACGAAAAAUCAGACCGUGUCUGAAGACUGGCAGGGCCGGCUGUGGGGGAGGACCAAUUGCUCAUUCAACGAUGACGGCUCGGCUGCAGCAUCAGGGCGGGGGAAGGCUUGUGCAACUGGAGACUGCGCGGGUGCUCUCAACUGCAAGACUGGUGGCGAUGUUCCUGUCUCGCUUGCAGAGUUUACAUUGGAUGCUGGCGAUGGACACACCUACUACGACAUUUCAUUGGUUGAUGGCUACAACCUCCCAAUGGCCAUUAUCCUCCAACCACUUGAAAAUGUCACGUUAGACGACCUCCCCCCAAAUCUGACGAAUCCAUCCUGCCAGGGAACAGACGGCCUGCUUGCCCCUCAAGGCUAUGAUCCGUAUUCGGAAAAUCCGAAUUUCCUCAGAACAAACUCUUCGUUUCCGCUUCCAUUUGACCAAGACGUGGAUGGAAAUAGAAUUUCCAGGUGGUGUCCCUGGGACUUGCAACAAACCCCUCCAGAGAAGCCUGGCGACGGUGUCUAUCCCUACCCUGACGACAACAUCAAACGACCUCAGUUCAACCCUUGCUAUUCCGCCUGUGCAAAGAAUAAUCGACCCGAGGACUGCUGUACCGGAAAAUAUGGCUCCCCUAGCUCGUGCUCGCCAAGCCAGUAUUCCAAGAACGUCAAAAAAGUGUGCCCAGAUGCUUACAGUUAUGCUUUUGACGACCAAAGUUCGACUUUUAUUAUUCCAUCUGGUGCUGGGUUUGAAGUCGUCUUUUGUCCCGGCGGUCGCUCUACGACAAUUCUCUCGACAAGCAAAGAUGAGGUGCAGCAGUUGGCACAGCAAGGAAGAGUCGACAAGCAAGCUACCAUAAGCCUGAUGGGAACUCGAACUAGCAAGGUCCGUAGGAGCGCUGCUUUGACAACGUAUCGGCUGGAUUGGACCAUGCUGGCGGCCGCUGUCAUCACUACAACCACUAUUACUUUCAACGCCCACCGACUGGUUGAGGGCUGGACCUUCAAGCAGGCUGACGAUACCGAAGAUAGCUGGAUGCCAGUGAAGUCAGUGCCUACGAAUGUCCACUUGGACCUAAUGGACAAUGACAAAAUUCCAGAUCCGUUUCUAGGUUUCAAUGAACUUGAAGCUGAGUGGGUAGCAGACAAGGUGUGGAAGUACAAGGUUGAAUUGCCCAAAGUACCUGAAGCACAGCAAGGCACUGUGCAUGUCCUAGCAUUCGAUGGCCUGGACACUUUUGCAACCGUCAAGCUUAAUGGAGCAACUAUCCUUGAAAGUAGCAACAUGUUUAUCCCACACCGCAUCAAUGUCACCCAGAAGCUCAAAUCCGACAAAAACGUCUUGGAAAUCGACUUUGCAUCUGCUCGCCUUGAGGCCAUCAAAAUCAAGGACAAUCACCCGGAGCACAAAUGGGUUGGGUUCAAUGGCGACAUGGCCAGGCUUGGCGUAAGGAAAGCUCAGUACCACUGGGGUUGGGAUUGGGGCCCAAUCCUUAAUACGUGUGGUCCAUGGCGUGAAGUCCGGCUGGAAAGCUACGCAGCCAGAAUCGAAGAUUUGAGGAUCGACUAUCAACUUGAUGACAGCCUCAAGUCAGUUCAGGGGACGAUAUCGGCAGUCAUCGAAGGCUCCUCGGCAGACAGUGUCUGCUUCAACGUGUUUGAUGGGGAGACAAGUGUGUUUAGGGAAACGACAAAGAUCAUCAGCGGCGUGGCGAAUGUGGAUUUCCAUGUCAAUAGCCCCAAACUGUGGUAUCCUCACGGCUAUGGUGGGCAGCCUCUCUACACUUUCACUGCAACGGCCCUGGUAGAUGGAGCAGAGCUGCAUCAAACAUCACGUAGAACAGGUUUCCGAAGAGGCGAGCUUGUCCAAGAGCCCGACGCCAUUGGAAAAAGCUUUUACUUCAGAGUCAACGGCGUCGAUGUCUUCUGUGGUGGCUCAGACUGGAUCCCUGCAGACUCAUUUACCCCCAGAGUGAGCGAAGACAAGUACCGCAAAUGGCUGGAGAUGAUGGUAGAUGGGUAUCAGGUAAUGAUUCGCAUAUGGGGCGGUGGCAUCUGGGAAGAGAAUAUCUUUUACGACAUCUGCGAUGAGAUUGGUGUUUUGGUGUGGCAGGAUUUCAUGUUUGGUUGCGGCAACUAUCCCGCCUUUCCGGACAUUCUGCGAUCAAUCAAGGAAGAAUGCACGGCCAACGUCACCCGACUGCGACACCACCCAUCGAUCAUCAUCUAUGCUGGUAACAACGAGGACUAUCAGGUGCAAGAACAAUUUGGCCUGACCUACGAUUACGAGGACAAGGACCCGGAGAGCUGGCUCAAGACUGAUUUCCCUGCGCGGUAUAUUUACGAAAAGCUGCUACCUGACGUCGUUGCCGCGGAGAGCCCGCAUGUACCGUAUCAUCCGGGCUCGCCAUGGGGCGACGGGGUCAAAACAUCCAACCCCACAGUGGGUGACAUGCAUCAAUGGAACGUGUGGCAUGGCAGGCAGGAAAAGUACCAAAUUUUCGAUACCCUUGGCGGGCGUUUCAAUAGCGAGUUUGGUAUGGAGGCGUUUCCCCAUAUCGAUACGAUCAAGUACUAUUGCACCGAUCCUUCGCAACUGUACCCGCAGAGCCACAUGCUCGACUUUCACAACAAGGCCGAUGGCCACGAGCGGCGAAUAGCAACGUAUCUAGUGGAGAAUUUCCGCACCAAGACGGAUUUGGAGUCUUUUAUCCAUCUCACCCAACUCUCGCAGGCCGAAGCGCUAAUGUUUGGCUAUCAGGGCUGGAGGCGUCAAUGGGGACAGGAUAGGCACUGCGGCGGCGCACUUGUGUGGCAGCUCAACGAUUGCUGGCCAGUCACGUCGUGGUCAAUUGUGGACUACUUCCAGCGCAAGAAGCCUGCGUAUUACGCAAUGCGCAGGGUACUUGCACCCAUUGCCGUUGCUGUCAAGCGGGCGCACUUUGAUUGGAGCGUGGUGCACGCAAGAGUGCCGAGCACGAGCGACUUUGAAGUCUGGGUCGCGAACCAGAAGCUAGAGGAGGUUACGGCGACGGUUGAGUUGCGGUAUAUUAGCAUUACGAGUGGGAAGGAGAUUAAGGACAAGGUGGUCAAGAAGGACGUCAAGCUUGUACCGAACGGUACGACGGACAUGUUGUCGGGCACGAUUGACAACCGGAACGAGGAGCCGCAUGUCCUAGCCGUACGCAUAUGGGUCAAUGGGGAGAUUGUGUCGCGCGAUGUGGAUUGGCCGCAGCCGCUCAAGUACCUGGACUUUGACAGUCGAGGCGUGGAAGUAAUACCGCAGGGCGAGACGAUUGUAGUCAGAGCCCAGAAGCCGACAAAGGGCCUAGUUUUCGAGGAGCGCUCGGGCGUCCUGAUACACGACAGUGCCAUAGACAUUGUCCCUGGUGACGAGCAGGUCAUCAAAGUGAGGGGACUAGGUAAGCAGGAUGAACCACUACGGUGGACAUAUCUGGGCAAAGACUAA
This is a messenger RNA of Bipolaris zeicola 26-R-13, 3687 nucleotides long. Its product is annotated as glycoside hydrolase family 2 protein. The transcript is spliced from 8 exons. Gene Ontology annotation, molecular function: beta-mannosidase activity. The coding region runs from base 1 to 3687 and encodes 1228 amino acids. The record is from RefSeq and is a predicted model, not a curated record. Gene Ontology annotation, biological process: glycoprotein catabolic process; carbohydrate metabolic process. Lineage: Eukaryota; Fungi; Ascomycota; Dothideomycetes; Pleosporales; Pleosporaceae.